AGUACUCUUAAUAUUAAGUGUAUGAAAAAGUAUUCAGACAAAAGUUUCAAGUUUAGUAUCAAGUGUCAUCUCAAAGCGUUCACACCUAAUUAUAAAAUGGAACCAGAUCAUGAACAAAUUGUUCUGCCUAAAGUGUAUGAGGAAGCAAUUAGAGAAAUUAUUAAAAAUAAUUUAAGGAAGUCAUUUGAUGACUAUGAAAUAAUUUACAGUCCUGGAUCUAAUAAAGGCGACAAUUAUGCUGGAAUUGUUCAUAGAGUUCAGAUUAAAGAUAAGGCAGAAGGUGAAAUAAAAUUGAGUAUGAUUCUUAAGGUUCCACCUGUGAAUCUCACAAGACGUGAUGAAUUUAUGGCUAAAGAGCUUUUCAUUCGUGAAAUUGAAUUCUAUGACAACAUUUUUCCAAUGUUCAAGAAGUUCCAAGAAGAAAAAGGAAUUGACAUAAAGAAAGAUGGAUUUUAUCAAGUGCCUUACUGCUACAAAACUUUAACUGCCGAACCUUUUGAAGCACUUUUCUUUGAUGAUUUAAAAGUCAAAGGAUUUGAGAUGUUUGAUAGAUUCAAGGAAGUAACAAAAGAGCACGUUUUUCUCGUAAUGAAGUCCUUGGCUAAAAUGCAUGCUAUAUUUUACAGCAUAAAAGAUCAAAAUCCAAAAUUAGUUGAAUCAUAUUUCGAACUUCGGGACUUGUUCAUCAUGUUCUGUGAACGCAAAAAUUCUGCUAUGGAUGCUUGGUAUGAAAGUAUGAAAAAGCAAGCAUUUGUAGUAAUCAAUGAAUGCAAAGAUAUUCAGUUAAAGGAUAAAGUGAAUGCUUUCCUUGAAAAAAGUAUUUAUGACUUGAUGUGCGACUGCUGUGAUCGAAAGAAAACAGAACCGUACGCAACGUUGUGUCACGGUGAUUGCUGGAAUAACAACAUGAUGUUCAGAAAUGAUCAGAGCGGAACUCCAAAUGCCAUUCGUUUAUUAGAUUUUCAAAUUCAGCGCUAUAGCUCGCCAAUUUUAGACUUAAUGUACUAUAUUUUUGGAUGUACUGUUAAGUCAUUAAGAGAUAAGCAUUAUCAAGAAUUUUUGGAUGUUUAUUACGAUGAAUUAUCAAGUUUUAUGACUAGACUUGGAUCGGACCCCAAAAAGCUCUUUCCUCGCGAUGCUUUUGAAAGUCAUUUGAAGGAAUUUGGACAUUUUGGACUUACAAUGGCACUAAUAAUCCUUCCAUUUUUCAUUAAUGACGUUAAGGAUGCUCCUGACAUGGAUGAACUAGCUGAGAAUUUCAAAAAAAUAAGCGAAAGUGUGGAAAUUGAUGAAAAUGCUUUCAAUUUUACGUCUGGAGCUAAUCGAGACAAAUAUUCUGAAAGAUUGUUAGGAGUUUGUAAGGAUAUGUGUGACCUGGGCUAUAUAUAG
This is a messenger RNA of Chironomus riparius, 1389 nucleotides long. NCBI's taxonomy places the organism in Eukaryota, Metazoa, Arthropoda, Insecta, Diptera, Chironomidae. The record is from the annotation of a GenBank genome assembly.